This is a messenger RNA of Peniophora sp. CBMAI 1063, 1638 nucleotides long. Lineage: Eukaryota; Fungi; Basidiomycota; Agaricomycetes; Russulales; Peniophoraceae. The record is from the annotation of a GenBank genome assembly.
AUGACCGUUCCUCCGCCCUCUCCUCAGAGCGUGGUAUUAUGCGAUCUGUCGGAUGAUAUGUCACUAUCAUCCGUCCCCGAGUCCAGCUGUAGCUUAGGGGAUGGGCCUUUCCUCGACGCUCCCGGGACGGACGGGAAGAAGCGAGGCCGAUACUUCUACUCUGCUGAUAUGCUAACAUUCGCAGUUGAAGAUGCUGUGUAUCGCGUUCAUGGCUAUCUGUUCACUCGGCAUUCUUCCCACUGGGCGUCCGAGGCGGCUCAACUGGAUAUCUUCUCCGAGCCGCACGUUCUUGAUGACGUGACAGCUCGAGAGAUGGAGGCCUUCUUGUCCAUACUGUAUCCAUCCGAUCUGAAGGGCCAUGAUCCCUCUUCCGUCGAAGAAUGGUCAGGCGUUCUGCGCCUGGCUACAAAAUGGGAAUUCACCAGUAUGCGUCACAUCGCGAUCACCAAACUGGGACGUCUGGCUUCUCCUCUUGAGAAGCUUAUCUUUGGCCGCGCCAUGGACGUCCCGGACUGGAUCGUACCGGCACUCGUCGCGCUUUGCGCGCGUUCCGAGAUGCUUUCACUUGACGAGGCGAGGCAGUUAUCGCUUGAGGACGUGUUGCGCAUCACUUCAGUUCGGGAAGAUGCGUGGCGUAACCCGGACCCCUCCUUCGCGCCUUCGCAAACGGCUAUUGCCGAUCGCCUUCAGACUAGAGGACCACCUUCACACUUGUCUCCUCCACUACCCACUUCUCCCCGCGCGCCAUCUCCUGCACCCUCGUCGGCGGCGGCGCCAGUUCUCGGCCCUGCUGGUGCUGCGCCGGCGCCUAUCAUGGCGACGCACGCGAGCGAGGCACCGCCCAAGUCAAAGCCCGGCGCCAUUAUUCCCGACUCCUCUCACGGCAACGAGUCGCAGCUACAGCUCUCAUCCGAGGAACCCCCUAUCCCAUUGAUGUCCCCCGCUGAGUUACAGCAGACUCUUCAACGGCUGAUGAACUUGGACCAAGACUACGAAGAGGCUGCCCGCCUUCUUCAGGACAGCAGCGUGUCUGCAUUCUCCCAAUUCCUGCUCGACGGGUCCAAAAGCACCCCAGGAAGCGGCCAACAAAAUGCUCUCACGCUCUGGCGCUUCUUGAAUGCUGCUCUGAAUCGAGCUGUCUCGCGGUCCAGCACGGAUAUAUCGAAGACCGUGACCGCGCUCGUCAAAACGAUAUGUAACGAACUUCAAACACGGACAGCCGAUAUGCAGUCCAGGCCAAGGAAAACUUUUAGCUUCCAGAGUACCUCGCAGGGCCAACUGCACAACAUGCUGAGAACCAUAUUCAUAUGCGUCGGUCAAUUCUGGCGCGACGUGGAGCAGGCGUGCGCUGCCUAUGGGAACUUCGGACUUGGUUACGCCUCCGUAGCGCUGAAGACAUGCCCAUGCAAGCGUAGUGAAACCCCAGGCUCAGCUGGUUUUGCGAUGACUCACCAGGAGAUCGCGUACAUCAUAGCCAUUCGGGAUGUGGCCAAGUCAGAGCGUAGGACCAAUAUGGCGCGGGAAGCGUAUAAUCAGCGAUGCGCUAAGCUACACGAGUUGCUGGUGUCUUUCGCCGACGCUCAAAAUCUCACCGAGGCUGUCCCUUCUUUCCUCCCUUGUCCAAUUCAGGGUUACUGA